This is a messenger RNA of Strongylus vulgaris, 375 nucleotides long. NCBI's taxonomy places the organism in Eukaryota, Metazoa, Nematoda, Chromadorea, Rhabditida, Strongylidae. The record is from the annotation of a GenBank genome assembly.
GAACAGGGAAAAGGAAACUUCCUUGAGAUCAAGAACAAGUUCCUGCAGAGACGCUAUAAGUUAUUAGAGCAAGCUCUGGUGAUUGAGGAGCAGCUGCGGCGUGCAGCCUACAUGAAUCUUCAGAACUCGACUACAGACGGCACUGCCCAGUUAGCACAACGAUUUGCUGAUAUUGAAAAUGUAGCCGAUUCUCAUGCGAAUGUAGCAAAGGAUUCAGCAGCUGGCAAUAGAAACGCCAAUGCAGUAUUGCACAAAGUGCUAAAUCAGCUGGAAGAGCUGCUCUCUGAUAUGAAAGCUGAUGUGUCUCGUUUGCCAGCCACAUUGUCGCAACUUCGUCCUGUUACCCAUAGAUUAGCUAUGACAGAGAGGCAGUAA